AUGUUUUCGAAUGAAACACCAGCAAGACUGAACAAAGAAAUCACGUCUGGUGGCCACGACGGCAAAAAAAGAGCUGAAGAGGAUAAAGUUACAGCCCGCAUUGACCUCGUUUCGAACCCUACCUAUUUGUUUUCCGUUAUGAGGCUGUUCAUAAAAGUUUUUUCCUCAUGCCUGAACCAAGAAAAAGACUCUCCAGCUAGCAAUAAAUCCUUGAGUAGUGAUCUAAGCAACUCAGCAGCGUCUUUGGGAAGAUCCAGAUCGCUCACCAAGUCAUUUAUCUCUACCUGGGAGAACAAUAUUGAUCGUCGUAACGAGGUCCAGCAGAAAGUACCAGUAGGGUCAAGUGGAGCUCAGCUAAGAUGUGACUACGUGGACAUUAUGGGAGGUGACAAUUCGUCAUGGAUACAAGAGAACUGGUUGGUUGAGGCUUCUGAUGAAGAACAAGUUGGAGGGUCAAAUUCUGAGUCGGAGUUAGACGAGAUAACACAAAGUGAUAUAAUAGUGCUAGUGAAAUCGACGAAUUGUCCGCACACUCCAGUGAGUCUUCAGACAACGCGGACGACGGCUGUGCAGGGCAGUAUAAUACAUUCUAUUUUACCAGACAUAAUGGCAGAAACGGUCCUAAACAAAAAUGGUCAAAGUCUCCACCAACAAGCUCCGCAAGAACACGACAGACAUAAUAUAACUUUACACUUACCCGGUGUCAAGUCAUCAGCGAAAUCCGCAAAGACUGCUUGGAAUGUUUUAGUUUGUUUUUUUUGA
Molecule: messenger RNA, 762 nt
Organism: Acanthoscelides obtectus
Lineage: Eukaryota; Metazoa; Arthropoda; Insecta; Coleoptera; Chrysomelidae
Source: the annotation of a GenBank genome assembly